CGUCUACACACUACGGCCAGCCCUUUUCGUCACCUACGGAUCCGGCGCUACCAUCAGGACUACGUACGUACGAGUCAGCAACCGGUGGCCUAGAGAAGGCUUGACGGGCCAUUAAAGGCUGGUACAACUCAUCUUCCAUUCGUUCCGCCCUGGGCCCCAUUCCGAAUCAAGCAAGUGGCUUUUGCAAAACGUCUCAAAGGAGCCUUCAACCCUCUUACCAAGUACUCGCAAACUGGACUAUUGCACGCCUCCGACUUUCUGGAAGCCCGCGGGAAGCAGACAACUUUUGUUUCAACCUAGAGAUUGGUGCCCUUCGACUGCUGAUUCAUGCCUUGGCCCGCUUCGAGUUCGUCAGACCUGGCCCGUCGGUUACCGGAUCCGGCCUGCGCCAUGGUUAGCUCGGGAGCCAUCCAUUCCAAGGAGGAAUGGGAGACGUGGAAGAAAACAAUUACACAUCUGUACCUGUCCGAGAAGAGAAAGCUCCGAGAUGUGAGGGAGAUUAUGAUACAGAAACAUGGGUUUCGCGCGACCAUACACCAGUACAAGAUCAGACUCCAACAAUGGGGCCUCGAGAAGAACAAUAAGGAGAGUGACAUGAGAUACAUGUCGGCCAAGGCCGCUCAGAGAGCUGCUCAGGGCAAAAAGUCGGCCUUUCGCGUCAGGGGCAGAGACAUAUCACAAGCUGAGCUCGACCGAUACUGGCAUCGCAAGCAUCAUGGCCAUCAAAAAGGUUCUUCUGCAGGGAUCGGAGAAGACAUUGACCUGUCCUCCAUGCCGGAAGAAAUCGAGUGCUACACGCCUGCGAGCAGUCGUCCAAGCUCUCCAACUCCGCCCAGUCUAGACCCCCCACAGCCGCCCGAGGCGAUCUACCGGGAUCCCGCCGUUGUGCCCAACCAUUCCGCCGGGACACCUAUUGACACGCCUGUCUAUAUCACAACACCCCCAGCAGCGCUGAUAUCACCACCCCGAACAGAGCUGGUCAGCCCUACGAGUGUCAAACCAAUCAAAUCACGACCUGAAUCACCUCCCGAAAUUCUCCUUCUACGACAGCAACAGCGGCGGAAACCACCAAAUGUAAAGACGGAGGAGGAGUCGCCCGAGAGCAGUCCCGACAACUGGCGCCGCAAGCGCAAACUCACCGAUUUACACCCACUCACACCACCCGGACACCUCCUCUCGGUUCAGACGGUGGUAACGGGCACGCGGAACUUUUACGUCCGUUUCGUGCACUCGCAGGUAGACGCAUCGGACGUGGUCAAGCAGCCGCCGCACUGGAACCUGCGGCGGUUUUACGAACUCGCCCUUUCCGUAUCUGCGCAGCUCUCCCUGCCCCAAUGGAACGACCAGCGCGACAGCAUCGUGACGCUCUACAACGACACGCUCGACCAGAUCCGGCCCAUCAUCACGCCCGACCCGAACCCGUUGCUGCUGACGUGCAUUUUCCAAAUCUGCUGCCGCUUCUGGCAGGACGGCAAGGCGCAGGCGCUGCACUACCUGCUGAGCUACAUCCGGCACGAGGUCGGCCAGAUCCACGGCAAGUCCCAUCCGCUGUACGUCAUCUGCGGCUCCCUGUUGCGCAGCCCCGAGGUGCUCUCGGACCUGGUCGUCACCGGUCUCCGCUGGGCGGUCAACGGGCUGGCGGAACGGCUAGGCGAAGAACACCCGCAAACGCUGGCGGCAGCGCGCGGACUGUACUCGGCCUAUUAUGCACAGGGGGACAUGGUUUCGGCGAAGCGGUACAUGGUUGCGGCCGUCGAGCUGGAAGAGAAGUUCCACCCGCAAGACAUUCAUGGCAGGCUAGACUUGUUGUUCAAAGUCAUUCAUUGCGAGCUGGGUAUGAACGACAUUACAUCGGCGCUGGAGAACCUCAAGAUCGUUGAGAACACGAUCGACGGUCUGCCGGGCGCGACCGAUUGGCGGGUGCGGAUGUGCUAUUUGAGGGCCAAGGGCGAGUUGUUGAGGCAGCAGGGAGACCCAAAAGCGAUCGAUGUGCUGGAGGAGCAGCUGAGGCUGGCGAGGGAGAGCAGCCCGUUGCAGACUGGUUGGUGGGCGUUGGUGUCGGCGGAGAAACACCUGGAGUUUGCGAAAAGGUCGGUUAGGACGCAGGAUAGGAUGGUGCCUUACCUGGUCCCUUGCUAAUGGCUUUCAUAUCUCGGUCCCUUGCUAAUGGCUUUCAUAUCUCCCCGUCCUUUGGCUGGUUGAUGGGUGGCUUUGGAGCAGAAAUAAUGUCUUUCUUUGUUCUUUGUGUUGUGUUUUCCUUAUGGAAAGAGCGGAGGAGUUUUGAGGAGUUGGGACUUGGCUUGCGCUGAAGAGAUUGGCGCCUGGGACCUUGUUAUAUAUGUCGUUUUGCUGAUGUGUGUAGCUCGGUGGUUUGUCGGAGAGUCGGAGAAGGUCGAUCCUGCACCAAACUUCUGUAAGGAACGGGAAGGGUGGGGACGGCUCAAGGCUUACGUAACGGGCGCAAUAAUUGUAGGAGGGGCGGUACAUCACUCGAGGCAUCGAAGAUGGACGCAAGCUGGUACUUUGAAGGGCACUACCUACCUAAGUACCUACCUACCUUUUUAUGAUAUGAUCGGUAGAGUUGUUUGCCCACAAAUUCUGUGUCAGUCAAGAAAAACUCGGAACAUCGACGCCGAAACGUUAGAUACCAAGGAAA
Messenger RNA from Neurospora crassa OR74A, 2656 nucleotides. RefSeq lists its product as hypothetical. Gene Ontology annotation, molecular function: protein binding. Lineage: Eukaryota; Fungi; Ascomycota; Sordariomycetes; Sordariales; Sordariaceae. The transcript is spliced from 3 exons. Bases 328 to 2139 code for a protein of 603 amino acids. The record is from RefSeq and is a predicted model, not a curated record.